AUGCAUUUAUCAUUGCCUCUUUUUACAGGUUUACUAUUAAUAUUCAUUACAACACUAUCCACUCCUGAUAUAAUACCAACAAUCGAUACACCUAUCAUUACUUGUAUUAAACAAGCGCAUUGUCCAACAACUACACACUUUUGUAAUAUUAGACGACGUAUUUGUAUGCUCAAAUAUUCUGUAAACGGUACAUGUGAACGUGAUCUCGAAUGUUAUGAUGGUAAAUGUUAUGAUAAUAUAUGUCGACAAUCAUGUAAUUCUGAUGAUGACUGUUCAUUAACAAAAGAAUAUUGUACUAUAUCUAAGUAUUGUAAUACUAAAUACUGUGGUAUAUGUACACGAGAUGCACAAUGUGCUAAUAAUCGUUGUAAACUUUUUCAUUGUACAUCAAUUGAUUGUACUACAGUAUUAGACACUCUUUUUAAACAAUCAUAA
Rotaria sp. Silwood1 is the source of this 435-nucleotide messenger RNA. The record is from the annotation of a GenBank genome assembly. Lineage: Eukaryota; Metazoa; Rotifera; Eurotatoria; Philodinida; Philodinidae.